Rhagoletis pomonella (apple maggot) is the source of this 632-nucleotide messenger RNA. RefSeq names its product ORM1-like protein. The record is from RefSeq and is a predicted model, not a curated record. Gene Ontology annotation, biological process: negative regulation of ceramide biosynthetic process; intracellular sphingolipid homeostasis; ceramide metabolic process. Gene Ontology annotation, cellular component: endoplasmic reticulum membrane. Lineage: Eukaryota; Metazoa; Arthropoda; Insecta; Diptera; Tephritidae. The transcript has 3 exons. The coding region runs from base 124 to 588 and encodes 154 amino acids.
CUGUAAUAUGUGAGUAUCUGUCAAAUUGUAAAAUCAUCGUAAAACGAAAACAUUGGUUUUCUCUAUAAAUAACGCAAAAAAUAUAUAUUCUUUUUACUAUCAAAAGUUAAAGAACCAUAAAAAAUGACAGCUAUUGCUGGUGGUCACGGCGAGCCCAAUCCCAAUGCUAGUUGGCUGGGUGCGCGUGGUAUGUGGUUGGCGUACACUUUGGGCGUGUUGGCAGUACAUUUGAUACUAUUGUCAGUUCCAUUCAUAAGCAUUCCAAUGGCAUGGACUAUAACAAACUUGCUGCACAAUGCCGCGCAUUUUUACUUCUUGCACAUUAUUAAGGGAGCUCCAUGGUUAAGCAUUGAAAAUGACUGUGCGCGUCGGCUAACACAUUGGGAGCAAAUCGACGAUGGUGAACAAUUUACCACAACACGUAAAUUCCUUACGGCGGUUCCCAUUAUUUUAUUCCUGCUCACCUGCAUCUAUACAAGGAAUGAUCCCGAUCACUUUAUUGCAAACUUCAUUUCCCUUGUACUAGUAACUUUGCCCAAAUUACCACAGUUCCAUGGAGUGCGUCUCUUCAACAUAAAUAAAUACUGAAUUGUCAAUUAUAAUGCCAUUGGGAGCUUUGAGAUGGUGGAAAA